Messenger RNA from Ananas comosus (pineapple), 4863 nucleotides. RefSeq names its product VHS domain-containing protein At3g16270-like. Lineage: Eukaryota; Viridiplantae; Streptophyta; Magnoliopsida; Poales; Bromeliaceae. Bases 4 to 4542 code for a protein of 1512 amino acids. The transcript has 16 exons. Gene Ontology annotation, molecular function: ubiquitin binding; 3'-tRNA processing endoribonuclease activity; phosphatidylinositol binding. Gene Ontology annotation, cellular component: trans-Golgi network membrane; mitochondrion. The record is from RefSeq and is a predicted model, not a curated record. Gene Ontology annotation, biological process: mitochondrial tRNA 3'-end processing.
GCGAUGGAGGAGGAGCAGGGGGGCGGAGGAGAUCUGGCGUUCAACAAGCGGAGGGCGGAGGGGAGGGAUCGGAACGAGAAGGGGAGGGCUCUCCAGCUCAAGACGCGCAAGCUCAAUCCCGUCAACACCAUCUGCUACGUUCAGAUACUGGGUACUGGAAUGGAUACACAGGAUACUUCGCCUUCAAUCUUGCUGUUCUUUGAUAAGCAGAGAAUUAUAUUCAAUGCUGGUGAGGGGUUGCAGCGUUUCUGCACUGAGCACAAGAUAAAAUUAUCAAAGGUCGAUCAUAUUUUCUUUACUCGCGUAUGCUCAGAGACUGCAGGUGGCCUUCCAGGUCUUGUGCUAACUUUGGCAGGAAUAGGAGAGGAGGGGAUGUCGAUCAACAUAUGGGGCCCGUCUGAUCUCGAUCUAUUAGUCAAGGCUAUGAACUCCUUUAUACCCAGAAAGGCCAUGCUUCAUACACACAGUUUUGGAGUUAGUCAAAAUGGCGAUGAUUCGUCGCCCUCCAAAUCUAGUGAAUCUUCUGACCCAAUUGUACUUAUUGAUGAUGAAGUGAUUCGGGUAUCGGCUAUUUUUGUAAGGCCGAGCUGCUCUAGAAGAUCCAUAGAUAGUUUGGAAGCUCCAAAAAUGGAUUCAUUGGAUAGAGUAAAUUAUACUGAUGGAAGCUCGCACAGUGAAACAGGACUAACCCUAAAGCCGGGUGAUACAGCAGUGGUCUAUGCCUGUGAAUUACCUGAAAUAAAGGGGAAGUUUGAUCCUGUUAAAGCUGCUGCUCUUGGGCUGAAGCCCGGGCCGAAAUACCGGGAAUUGCAACUUGGGAACUCAGUCAUGUCAGAUCGUCUCAAUAUAAUGGUUAAUCCAAGUGAUGUUCUUGGGCCCUCAAUCCCUGGCCCAAUUGUGCUCCUGGUGGACUGCCCUACACAUCUUCAUAUGGACGAACUGAUUUCUCUACAAUCCCUCAAUUGUUACUACCCCAAUUCUCCUGAUCAGUCAACUGAGAAUACUAAAAAUGUAACUUGUGUGAUCCAUUUGGGCCCUGCUUAUGUUACGAAAGCUGCUGAGUAUCAGAACUGGAUGAGGAGAUUUGGCCGUGCACAGCACAUAAUGGCAGGACAUGAAAUAAAGAAUAUGGAGAUUCCUAUCCUUAAAUCUAGUGCAAGAAUUUCAUCGCGGCUCAACUAUGUAUGCCCUCAACUCUUCCCAUCUUCCGGAUUUUGGUCUGGUGAGCAAAUUGAUAAUAUCCCUGUUGAGGAAAGUGAAUAUUCAGAGGGUACUUCUUUAACAUCUUGUGAAAACAUAUCAGCUGCAAAUCUUCUGAAGUUUCACCUGCGUCCAUACUCUCAACUUGGGUUAGAUAGAUCUUCUAUUCCAAGUGUGCUUAGCCACAAGGAGGUUGUCAAUGAGCUUCUUUCCGAGAUUCCAGAAAUAACAAAUGUUUCUAAAGAGAUCAAUCAGUUCUUUCAAACUUAUAUAGAAGGUAAACAUGUAAAACCUUCCGAGGGUGAGAAUAUAAUAAUGGUGGAAGAACCGUGGAUGAGUGAAAUUUCCUCCAAUCCUGUCGCUAACGGUGUGGAGGAAAGCAAUGUAUUGAGAAAGGACAAUCUUGAUAUUCCUUCUUGCUUGGAGAACAUAACAAGAGAAGAUAUGGAAAUCACUCUCUUGGGCACAGGUUCUUCUCAGCCAUCAAAAUACCGGAAUGUCAGUUCAGUUUUUAUUAAUCUAUUUGCGCGAGGAUGUAUGCUUCUUGAUUGUGGUGAAGGAACUCUAGCACAACUGAAAAGAAGAUUUGGUGUAAAAGGUGCUGAUGAGGUGGUGAAGAAUUUAAAGUGCAUUUGGGUUUCCCAUAUCCAUGCUGAUCAUCACACAGGUCUAGUUAGAAUACUUGCUCUACGCAAUCGGUUGUCAAAGAAUGUACCUCACGAGCCCCUAAUUGUAAUAGGGCCUAAACCAUUAGAGAGAUUUCUCGAAGCAUAUAUGAAGCUGGAAGAUCUCAACAUGCAGUUUUUGGAUUGCAGAUACACUAUGAAGGCUACAAUUGAAUCUUUUCUCUCCCCUGGAAACUUAGAAAGCGAUGAUUCCAUAAGGAUGGAAUUCGAGAAUGUGAAAUCUCAGCGUCUGGAAAAUACAUUAUUUGCUCCUUGUAGUAGAAUGGAAAGCUAUAAGAGGAGACCGGCAAGUCCAAUCGAAGCUUCAAAGUCUUUAACUAAAUUAAAGGAGGUUCUUUCUGAAGCAGGUUUGGAGAUUCUGUAUAGUGUUCCUGUUCGGCAUUGCCCAGAGGCAUUUGGUGUUGUUUUGAAGUGUAAAGAGAGAGCAAAUAGUGUAGGGAAAGUUAUUCCCGGCUGGAAGCUUGUUUAUUCUGGUGACACGAGGCCCUGCUCAACUCUAAUAGAAGCAUCCAAUGAUGCGACAAUUCUUAUACAUGAGGCAACAUUUGAGGACAGCAUGAAGGAUGAAGCAAUUGCUAGAAACCAUAGUACCACAAAGGAAGCCAUCGGGGUCGGCACAUCGGCGGGUGUGUACCGCAUUAUCCUCACCCACUUCAGCCAGAGGUACCCGAAAAUCCCAGUCCUCGAUGAGACCCACAUGGACAAAACUUGUGUUGCGUUCGAUUUGAUGACCGUCAACCUCGCGGACCUUCCCGUGCUUCCUAAGGUUUUUCCUUACCUCAAAGUCCUCUUCAGAAACGAGAUGGCAGUCGAAGAAGAAGAAUCUGACGGUGCAUUGCGGCUAAUAAAGUACGCAGUUGGAAAAUCCGGCCCUGAAUUCAGGAGAGAAAUGCAACGCCACUCAGUAGCUAUUAAGCAGCUGGUUCAUUACAAGGGGCAGCUGGAUCCCCUAAAAGGAGAUGCCCUCAAUAAGGCUGUUCGUGAAAGUGCCCAGGAGGCGGUCUCUGCUAUCUUCUCCACUGAUGAACCUAAAUCAACUUCCACAACAGAAAGUCUUGGCAAGCGCAUUCAAGGUUUCGGUAAUACUAAUUUUGAGAUGCCAACCGAAGACAAGAAGUCUUUUCUUAGUGAAGUGGUGGGUCUUGGUAGUGCUACGAUUAAGCAGGGACUGAACACCUUUGCUGCAGCACAUUCAAUAAUGAAAAAUGAUAACAAUGGUACGUACAAGAGCCCGACACUAAGAAGGUCUCUAACUAAUGAAAGUGGUAGACAUGAUAAAUAUGAAGGGAGUGAAGGCCAUCGUGAAAGUUGGGUUUCUUCUGGAAUCACGAAAAAUGUGGGUUCUAGUACAUGGGGGUCUGACUCAAGAAGUAGCACAGCUGACUCGGCAGCAAAUGAUGAUACUACUGGUUCGAGUGGGUCAGGGGUUAAGAGUCGUGAAGAAAGGCUUUUGGAAACCAUUGUCACCUCUGGUGGCGUUCGCUUGCAACCGACACGUGAUGCUCUUCAGGUGUUUCUCGGUGAGGCCUCAAAGUUGGAUGCACUGGCAAUGAGUCGUGCAUUGGAGAGUAAGCUUCAAUCUCCUCUAUGGCAGGUUCGAAUGAAGGCUAUCUGUGUCUUGGAGGCAAUCCUGAGGAAAAAGGAGGAUGAACCCUACUUAAUCAUAACAUCUUACUUCAGUGAAAACAGGGAUUCUGUGGUUAAGUGUUCUGAGUUACCCCAAGCUUCUUUGAGGGAAAAGGCUAUCAAGGUCUUUAGUCUCCUAGAUGGAGAUUCCAAUACUGAAGUAAGAAAUGCUGCAGCUCCUUCAUAUUCAAAUACAAAAAACAUGCCAGCCCCUGUUGUUGAGAUGCCUGACUUAAUUGACACAGGCGACCUAAAUAAUAACGAAUCUGAAGCUUCUAUCGCUGAACAUGAUCAUAGCACAUCCAUUCUUACUUCAUCUGCUUCUCAAGUUGAUGAUUUAUUCGGCGGUAACCUUGUUGCUGAGCUGAACACCACUGGGAACAGAGAAAAUAGCGAUCCAUUUGCUGAUGUGUCCUUCCAUGAGGCAGAAAACAAGGACCCAAGUGAUCUUUUUUCUGGGCUGACUGUAGAUGAUAAUUCGUCCAGUGAAAUGCACAGCAUGCCUUUGUCAAAUAAUUCUGAGUUACUUGAUCUUUUUGGUGGCAACUCUGAGAAGCUCUUUCAGGAAGCAGGGACAGAUAAGCAGCACUCAAAUGAUAUAAUGGCCGGUUUAACUUCCGCAGGAGCAGUUCAAGGGUCCAAUGGGGCAUUACAUGGCCUUCUUGGUUCAAACUCAUUGUACUCUCAGGUCCCUUUGCAGUAUAAUGUGCCUCCAAAUCUUAUGUACAACCAAGCUUUUGCGACCCAGGCGUUGAAUUAUGGUGCAAUGGGAGCUUUCAUCGCUUCUCAGCAGCAGUUGCUAUUGCAAAACCUCGGAAAUCUAAACCCUGGUUUUGGACAGGCAGCUGGGAAUCCUGUGAUGGAGGGCGGUCAUCACUCUUCUCCUCUCCCUGAUGUUUUCCAAAAUUUAAAUAAUCCAGUUCAGAGCCAUGGUUCGACGGCAAUGAGCAGCACGAAAAAGGAGACUAAAGCUUUUGAUUUCAUAUCGGAUCACCUCGCAGCAGCCCGUGGUUCGAAGAAAGUUCUGUAAAUCUUUAAUGUGGGUUGAUGAUAUAGUACAGAAGCCCUUCAGAAUGGAUUGCAAGUAGUGCGGUGCUUUUACUUGCAUGAACUUUAUAUAUUCUUUUGCAAUAACAGAUAAUCCAUGCCUCAAGCUCCACGAGUUUAUACUUGUUUUGCGGGUUUUGUGUUGUAUUGCCAUCGAUACAGUUGGGAAUCGUAAUUAUGGAGAAGGUUAUAUCUGUGGGUGGUCGUUGUAUCUUUUUUUCUCUUUUUUCUCGAGAAUUAAAUCCUGGUUCAUUCUCUACAGCGAAUAAUAAAAGUGUUCCUGGGGCUUUAACAUGGUUUGCUA